AUGGCGAAAUACUUCAACAGGCAUUUCCUAAAAACGUUAGCGCUGUCCACUGGUGUUGGUGCCGUUAGUGGUUACGCAGUGUACUCGUUCCUUGGAUCCAACGAUACAGAAGUCCUGGUGCAGAAAGGAAUAGAACAGAGGUACUACAAGGUAUUCGAGAACAAGGAAACCAAAUGGGAUUCUAACUGGGACAAGUGUUAA
Molecule: messenger RNA, 201 nt
Organism: Macrosiphum euphorbiae (potato aphid)
Lineage: Eukaryota; Metazoa; Arthropoda; Insecta; Hemiptera; Aphididae
Source: the annotation of a GenBank genome assembly